Exaiptasia diaphana is the source of this 5994-nucleotide messenger RNA. Its product is annotated as sperm-associated antigen 17. The record is from RefSeq and is a predicted model, not a curated record. Lineage: Eukaryota; Metazoa; Cnidaria; Anthozoa; Actiniaria; Aiptasiidae. Gene Ontology annotation, cellular component: axonemal central apparatus. Gene Ontology annotation, biological process: epithelial cilium movement involved in extracellular fluid movement; axonemal central apparatus assembly.
AUGGCGGACUUGCAGCGAUAAAUUUAUAACGCAAGAUAAAAGUUGUUUUAMCUGAUAAUUCUAUGAAAAUUUGACGUUAAUAUGUCUAAAUCUAAAAGAGGAAAAAGUGCUUCAGCUAAUGAAAUUAGUAAAUGGGAAACAGAGCUUAUUCAAGCCCAGUUUAACGAGGAAACAUGGAGAUCUAACGUAUUUUUUAUCGCUCCUGGAAAGUUUGAGGACAAURUAUAUGUCGAUAUUCUGUCGAAUGUCGUUUCAACUGGCCUUAGAAAGUUGUUCAGUGUGAUAACAGAAGACAGUCUACUCAGAGAUGUUAGGGAAUUUGGGAAAGGACACACAGGAGGUGGUAAAGGGAAGGGAGGAUCGGCCAGACCCCCACCAUUCUUUGAGGUCUGUGAACAGGCUAAAGCUCUUCUAGAUCAAGGAGAGCCUGUUCCUCCCUCAUUAAUGGCAAAAGUACUCAAAUUUAAACUGCUUCAAAUAAAGCAAAAAGAUUURGAAAGACGAGAAGAAGAGAGGAAGGCUCAAAAAGCUGCAGAAGCAGCCAAGAAAGAUGACAAGGGCAAGAAGUCUAGAAGUCCUUCAGGAAAGAGAUCUAAGUCACCAGGCAAGAAAAAAGGUAAAAAAGAAGCAGAUGUACCAGCCUCACCAAAGAAAGACACAAAACUCAAAAGAAGAGGUGACAUAGAGGAUACCUUCAAAACCAUUGAUGAUGAGCCAGAUGAUGCAGCAUGCCCUCAACACUAUGUCCUYAUUCAUGGGAUUCUAAUGCCUGCUGUYAUCAGCUGUCUUACKGACAUUGGUAUUACAGUAGACUCUAUUAUUUGUAUCAAGUCUGAGACUUACGACAAGUUUGAAACCAAAAUUGAGGAGAAACCUGAAGGAGAAAAACCCACAGAGGAACAAGAUCCUGAAGAGCUGGAAAAAGCCAUCCAAGAAGAUGAAAGAUUAGCUCAAAAGAAAGAGUUUGAAAACAGGCUUGAAACAUUUUGGAAAGAAUCAGAUAGUGUUGUGCUAAAAGCACAGUCUGGAAGUAAGCUWAAGGACAUUGCUAAGUACACUGUUCUUGUCAAAGAUAAGGAUGUGCCUGAAGAAAGCCUGCAAGAACUAGAGGAUGAGAAAAAGACUGAGUUUGGUACAAUCCUGUUUGAGGAUGUUGCAGUGACUUGCUAYAAUAUGCUUGAUCACUACAAUCUGUACAAACAGUAUCUAGAGAGCAUGAAGCUAUUGCACAUCCCUAUCCACACGACAGCACCUCCACCACCUGUUUUAGAGGUACCUUCCUCCCAGUCUGUCAUGGGUACAGCAGCACCUGACACUCAGGCUCCUAUUCAUGUUGAAGUGGACACACGAUAUUACAAGCACCUCAUGGAUAUAGUCCCUCCAGAGAGCCAUAGUGUUCCUCUAUUACUGCACUGCCUGCUGGAACAGGUCAGUGUAACUGUAGACGAAAAUAACCCACUUGAUAAAGAAAGCCCAGUACGUGUUGAUGGUCUCAACCAUGUACUAGCUAAUCAUAUCAACAAUAAAGCAAGCAAACUUGCUCUCUCUGAAGAUGCCAAGUUGUCUAUUUCAGACAAUUUGGACAAAGACAAGAAACCAGGGAAUUCCAAACUWCCAAUCUUACUUCACCAUGGAGACSAGUUGUCAGCUCGUGCUCAUCACCUCAAAUCACAAAACAGCCUCGAUCCCAUGCAAGUAGAGCUAAAAAUGCUCGAAUUCACGCAAAGCURUAUGGGAGAAAUCUCUGAACCAAAAGAGCGGGAAACUGUCGAACGUGCCGCGUGCACUAGUGAAUUGCGUCACUUCUUGAAGUCAAAGUCCGUUAAUCCUGACAUCAUGGAACAAGCGUUAAAGCAGUACGCCUUUGAAGGAAUGCUUCUUAAAAGUGUGAAUGACAAUGGAGACAUCAUAGAUCCUGUUGAGUUAGAUGAAGCRUUCAGGUCAUAUUGUAAUCCUUGGGACUAUCCGUACAGUAGACUCGAGGACUUUAUGAAGGUCAAAUUCUGCAGCGAUGAUUCAGGCAAACUCAAGAUAUCUGAGAUUGAAAGUAAUUCACCUUUGACGUCAUUCCGUAACCUUGACGACUGGUGUUUUAUGGAGUAUUUUGACAAAACUACUUUACUUCAGGUUUUAGAGGACGCUCGUUUCACCCUACCAUAUAUGGACACAUAUUACCAUAAGAAAGACCACUCACUUCUAAUAGCCCUACACAACCCUGUUGGACAAGACUGUAAAAGCCAGUCAUCAUGGAAAACCAAACUACACUCGAAUGUAGGAUUCCGCAACUACCUGGACAAUGUGGCCACGUCAAUCAAYUCAUGGAUAGAUGAAAAGGAACGAAUUAGAAUAGAAGCUGCAAGAACCCCCACCCCACCCCCCAUAGUAAUUGAAGAAACUCCAGCUCCACUAAAGGAAGGAAGCAGGUAUGGCUUGAUGACCAGGACGCAGGUCAACGCACUAAAAGCAGAAGAAGAGGAAAAGAAUAAGAAAGGCAAAGGGAAAAAGAGUGCGCGAGGUACUCGGUCUCCUGGUAGGAACAGCGCUCGAUCUAGAGCUAAAGAUCAUUCGCCUGAUAMGAAAGAAAAAGAUAAGAAACGUGAAGGCUCAGCUGGCAGUCGACCCAAAUCAGGYCGUUCCUCAGCCAAAGGAUCACAAUCCACCAAGAGUGCUUCGAGCAAAGAUAAAAAAGGGUCAAGGUCAAGGUCACGACUUGGUUCUUCUGCUGAGCCUGGUGAAGAAACACCCUCUCAGCCAAUCGAGGCACCACUUGAAGAGUCCUAUGAUUUCAUUGGUUAUGACGUUGGGGACAACUUGAUACAUGCCUCCGGGUCCCUGUCAACUUURUUCCCUAGCGAUGGGGGCCAGAUUCGAGUAGACAAAAACUCAUACGUGCAAGGCACGAAAAACGUUAGGGUCUCCGUGUACAGGGAUGGGAAUAUAUUCAUUCUUCACUUUUUGGAGCCUCUGGAUGUCAUUCAGCCCAAAGAAGAUACAGAAGAAAAAAUAAAAACCACAGUAGAUGAAGAUAAAAAGAAUCGAGAGGGAAAUGUAGAAGAACACAUUGAAAAAAGUGAAAUUGAAGGGACAGAGAAAGAAACCAUUCAAGAGGUCCGUCAAGGACCAAAACCGUUCUGUGACUUUAGUUCUUUUGUUGCCCAAUUUAGCGAUGGCAUGAUUUUAACCCAUAGUGGAUAUGGUCCCUGUGGGUCCGUUAUUGAUAAAGAACCAAAAGAAGUCGAAGUCACUGUUACUAGUAUGGCUGUACCUGAUGGUGGUGUUACAGCACAUGGAACACCAAGCCCUCAGCCUAAGGCGUCUUCUCCAAAAUCAAGAAAAAAGAUGGACGAAGAGGCAAAAAGGAUGGAAGAGCUUCUUCAGCAACAAGAGGAAGAAAAGCAACGUCUCGAAGAAGAAGCAAAAAAACGUGCCGAAGAAGAGAAGAAAAAGAAGCCAUUUCAACAUUUCUACAUCACGUGUCCUGAUGGACUGCACGUUGAGUACUUUAACGAUGGUUUAUAUGCCAGUAAUGGCGAUAAGGGAGGGGUUGCGGUAAGACAAAGAUACCCAGUCAAAGGACUUGGACAUCACGAAUGUGAGACAUUGAGGCAAAAGGCCAUGGAGGAAGUUUCACGGACAGUGUUGACCAAUGGAACGGUCAUCAAAGUGUUAUUAGAUAUGUACCUCGUGAUCUUGCCGGCAGAAUUGACCUUGCAGGGUCAACAAACGAACCUAUGGACACCCCAGAGGGUUUGUAUGUCAUGCGCAGUGCAGAUCAACUGUGUUGUGAGGUCAAAGACAGUCGUGGAUAUCAGUUCACCGUCAAGUCUAAUGGGGAUACAGUGAUCGACAAAUCGUCCGCUAAAGAACAGCCUAGUAGUCCUGGAACAACUCUUGUCCCUCGAUAUUUUGUUGUUCACCAAGAUGGGACUGGUUUCGAGCUCUUACGCCAGUCCGAUGUCUGUGACUUUUUGUCCCGUGGUGAAAAAGACCCUGAAACUGCUGUGUUGAGGUCCCCAGUGGAAGGGCUCCAUCAAGCAACGUGCGUCACAUUAUUAAAGCCAUAUUCAGGGGGAAUAACAAACGUUUGGCUGAUGGAAAAGGAUGAGGGCAUAAUAGUCCCACAAGCUCUUAGGGAACGCGACUUUAAGGCAUUCCCAGCUAUAGAGGAAAAGCGUCCUGGUCCUACAUUUGGCAUCAAUGUUGGUGCCGGCCUUAAUGUUGGUAGUGUUCAAAAGAAGCAAACCGAACCCACAAUUACUUGCCCGAGAGCACUCGAAGUACGWCAGCUUAUCCAGUACAAACCGCUGACCGACGAAAACAGACAAACUAUCGUGAAGUGCAUGAAAGAAUACGGAGAAUACRUUGCUAAGAGACAAGAAAAACUCGACUCCAUUCUAUCGCAGGAUCCACGUGACGAGAGCGAAAAACUUCGCGCUGAGAAGCUUGAAUCAAAGAUGGCWGAAGACAAAGAAGGUUCCAAGCCUGACGAUGGAGCCAACAUCCAGCAACAAGAAGCUAACGAACCUCAAGAAUCAUCCGACACAAUUCUUGAUGCAUUGAAUAAUGCGACCACUGAUCUGCAAGGAGAUGGAGCAAGCCAAAAAUACAUAGAAGCAAUCACACCCGCACCAGUCCCUGCUCCACCACCACCGCGCUGGAAACGAUCCAAUGAAGAAUGGGAACGAGACAAGAUUGAAUUGGCCGAACUGGAGUAUGGGAAACAURCCUUGAGGCACAAAGAAGUACCACCUUACUUUGAUACGUCAGACGGUCAACGUUUUUUACGUCAUGAAUACAGCAAUGAUGAUAUCAACAUGGAGGUCUUGACGUCACGGCUAGCCGAGCAAACUCGUCACCCACCCCCUGGGGAGGGYAGUGUGCCAGACACACCCAGGUCCGACUCAGAGGGGAUUCAGAAGUCUGUACAGGAUUUCUCCAGCCCCGAAGCACUUCAGCAAGUCAGCAGUUCUAAUAAUAACGAUUCAACGUCACCUUCAGCCAAUGGGAAUACAUUAUCACCAAAUAACCUACGCCCUACUAACCCCACCCCUGCACAUGCUACUGGAGAUGGUACACCUACCCCCCUAAGACCAAACAAUCCAACACCUGCACAUGCCUCGUCCAAACCUGUGAAUGUCAGACCCAGUAAUCCUACGCCUAAACAUGCCGCUGAUCAAAGAGAUGGACUAAUAACCARUGACUCGCCCAAUUACGACGCGACGCAAUGGAGGAGUAACUUGGAGUCUGUUCAGGAAGUCGUGCAGCCCGAGGAGGAUCAUGGGAUAAAACAGGGGGACGAAUCAUAUGAAAAUAGCGAUGUUAUGAUUGUUACUCCCGGUAAUCCAAUGAUUGGAGCUAAGAGUUUGUACAUGGAUGUAACGGGGGUUGCAAGAAAGGACAAAGUUAAACUACCUGCCUCGAUUCUUAGCUCGAAACCAGGAGCUUUACCCAACACACAGUUUAUAGAGACUGAGGACCCAGUGCGCAGGCGCGUCAAUACCGUGUCUGUUGCUGGUGGCAACCAGGUAGCUCCUGGUCGUGUUGAGAGUCUACGAGGAUUCGAACUCCUACCCCCUAAGGUGUCAUUUGGUGUACUCAAAGAGGGCUGUACUUACAUACAUACUGUGCUAAUGAAGAAUGUCGGCAUUGACAGCUGUCGAUUUAAAAUCAAGCAACCGCCACCGUCAACAGGGCUACGCGUCUUGUAUAAUCCUGGACCGCUAUUAUGACGUCAUAUGAGUACGAGAAUCACUAUGGAGACCAGACGAAUGGUCUCAGUAAGGGAACUACGUUGAUACCAAAUAGACCRCCAUCACGUGAUCCUACCAGACCCAGAAAACCUGUUGACUAUACCAUCAUUGGUCAGGUUGAAGCCAGUGAAUCUUAGUUGGGGUGUUUACAGUGUUGAAGAGUGACUCUGUACAUAAAGCUAUUUUUAUUGUGAAUUGUUUACUUGUAUAAAUUGGAAUAUAAAUAAAAAACUUUGGAAUGAUA